AAGAUAGCUCAGCUACAACAGCAGCAGCAGAGUGGGGGCCAACAGAACCAGCAAUUACAACAGCUUGCUAUGUCAAAUCAGCAAUCACUUGGUUCAAAUCCUCAUCUUAACCAACCAGAGAAAAUGAGCACUGGUACUGCAGAUGGAAGCUUGCCAAAUUCUUUUCGAGCAAAUGAUCCGGCUUCAAAGAACCAAACAAUCCGGAAGAGGAAACAGCCUGUUUCAUCAUCUGGUCCAGCCAAUAGUUCAGGAACCGCUAACACAGCUGGUCCGUCUCCAAGCUCAGCACCCUCAACGCCCUCUACUCACACACCUGGAGAUGUAAUGCCUAUGAAUUCAAAUAAGCCCCUCAUGAUGUUUAGCUCUGAUGCCACGGGAACUCUAACUUCUCCUUCAAAUCAACUGUGGGAUAACAAAGUACAAGCUGAUAUGGACCGUUUUGUGGAAGAUGGUUCACUGGAUGAUAAUGUUGAAUCAUUUCUUUCUCAUGAUGACGCAGAUCCUAGAGAUGCUGUAGGCCCUUGCAUGGAUGUAAAAGAUGGAUUCACUUUUAAUGAAAUUGUAUCUACUCGAGCAAGUUCGAACAAGGUUGUCUGCUGUCACUUCUCUUCAGAUGGAAAGCUUCUUGCUACAGGUGGUCAUGACAAAAAGGCUGUUCUGUGGUUUACUGAUAAUUUGAAACCAAAAUCAACAUUGGAAGAACACUCUUUUCUAAUUACUGAUGUUAGGUUUAGCCCAAGCAUGCCACGAUUGGCCACUUCUUCUUUUGACAAAACUGUUAGGGUUUGGGAUGCUGAUAAUCCAGGAUAUUCGCUCCGCAAUUUUACGGGACAUUCUGCAUCUGUUAUGUCUCUGGACUUUCAUCCCAACAAAGAGGAUCUGAUAUGCUCAUGUGAUGGAGAAGGGGAAAUACGUUAUUGGAGCAUUAAUAAUGGUACUUGUGCAAGAGUCUUCAAGGGCGGUACCACACAAAUGAGGUUUCAACCACGUCUAGGUCGAUGUCUAGCAGCUGCUGCUGAGAACAUUGUGGCCGUUAUGGAUGUUGAGACGCAAAGUUGCCUUCAUUCAUUGCAGGGACACUCCAAACACGUUGAUUCAAUCUGCUGGGAUCCCUCUGGAGAGUUAUUAGCUUCAGUUAGCGAAGACUCGGUGCGUGUAUGGUCACUUGGAUCUGGAAGGGAGGGCGAGUGCGUCCAUGAAUUGAAUUCUAGCGGGAAUAAGUUCCAUUCAUGUGUUUUCCACCCUACCUAUCCAUCUUUGCUUGUCAUUGGCUGCUAUCAGUCUCUGGAACUAUGGGAUAUGGCUGAGAACAAGAGGGUGAGACUCGCAGGCCAUGACGGACUGAUUGCUGCUCUUGCUGCAUCAAAUGCCAAUGGAUUGGUAGCUUCAGUCAGCCAUGAUAAGUUUGUUAAACUAUGGAAAUAGCUUCAAAAUCACUUCAAAAAAAUUUUGCUCCUCCAUAGCAUAAUAUUCUUUUUUACCUCCCAUGAAUUUUCAUCAGAAACAGCAGCUCUCUUGCAGUGGAAUAUGUUAUCAUCAUUUAUAUCACUACUGUUGCUUUUGAUGCCUUGAGCGUAUUAAAUGACUAAUGAUACUGUUGUUCUCACUGCAUCAAAGCAAAAUUUUGUAUAUACUGUAUCUCGUAUGCUUAUUUUUUGUGGUUUCCAGCCAUGUUCAUGUAUUCCCAUGUGUUUUUAACAUUUUAUAUGCUGCUACGGUUGCAGGCUUUUCCAA
Phalaenopsis equestris is the source of this 1734-nucleotide messenger RNA. Its product is annotated as transcriptional corepressor LEUNIG-like. NCBI's taxonomy places the organism in Eukaryota, Viridiplantae, Streptophyta, Magnoliopsida, Asparagales, Orchidaceae. Gene Ontology annotation, molecular function: protein binding. Gene Ontology annotation, cellular component: nucleus. The record is from RefSeq and is a predicted model, not a curated record.